Molecule: messenger RNA, 768 nt
Organism: Zymoseptoria tritici IPO323
Lineage: Eukaryota; Fungi; Ascomycota; Dothideomycetes; Mycosphaerellales; Mycosphaerellaceae
Exons: 2
Molecular function (GO): GTPase activity; nickel cation binding
Source: RefSeq, a predicted model, not a curated record
CGCACAAUGGCUUCACACGACCACUCACACGAUCACUCGCACUCUCACGACCACGCCUCCUCCGCCGCUGCCGACCAUGGCCACACUCACGAAGUCCUCACGGGACCAGGCUCUUAUCUGGGCCGCGAAAUGCCCAUCAUCGAAGGACGAGACUGGUCAGAACGAGCCUUCACAGUAGGCAUAGGCGGACCCGUCGGAUCCGGCAAAACCGCGCUCAUGCUCGCCCUCUGCCACGCCCUCCGCGACUCCCACUCCAUCGCCGCCGUCACCAACGACAUCUUCACCCGGGAAGAUUGCGAGUUCCUCACACGGCAUAAAGCUCUACCCGCCGAACGAAUCCGUGCGAUCGAGACGGGAGGUUGUCCGCACGCUGCUGUGAGGGAGGACAUUUCGACGAAUUUGGCCGCGUUGACGGACUUGCAUCGGGAAUUCAAGACGGAGAUAUUGUUGAUUGAGAGUGGAGGUGACAAUCUGGCCGCGAACUACUCCAGGGAGCUGGCGGACUUUAUCAUCUACGUGAUUGACGUGAGUGGAGGAGACAAGAUUCCACGAAAAGGCGGACCGGGUAUCACGCAGAGCGAUCUGUUGGUCGUGAAUAAGACCGAUCUGGCGGAGCUGAUUGGUGCGGAUCUGGGAGUCAUGGAGAGGGAUGCGAGGAAGAUGAGGGAGGGAGGGCCGACCAUUUUCGCGCAGGUGAAGAAUGGAGUUGCUGUGGAACAUAUCGUUGCGCUCAUACUGAGUGCAUGGAGGGGAAGCGGAGCGGCAGAG